Messenger RNA from Anisakis simplex (herring worm), 507 nucleotides. The record is from the annotation of a GenBank genome assembly. Lineage: Eukaryota; Metazoa; Nematoda; Chromadorea; Rhabditida; Anisakidae.
AUGGGCUGGCUUCUUGUCCGUAAACACCCUGAAGUGAAACGUAGAGGUGCACGGCUGGAUCUGAGCGAUUUGUAUGCAGAUGAAAUUCUGAUGCACUAUAAACUACUCGCCCUGCUGUGUUGCUUCCUGAUCCCUACGGCUGUACCCGUGUAUUUCUGGCGCGAGUCUGCACUCGUCGCCUUCCUAACUGCUGCGGUGUUCAGAUAUUGUUUCUGUCUGCAUGAAACAUGGCUGAUCAAUUCAGCAGCUCAUAAGUUUGGUUUCAAGCCGUACGAGGAACAAAUCACUCCAACGGAUUCAUUUUGGUUGGCUGUGCUAGCUGCUGGUGAAGGUGGUCACAACUAUCAUCACGUAUUCCCACAAGAUUACCGUACCUCAGAGUAUUCGUUUGUUCAUAAUAUCACCAAAGUGGUCAUUGAUUGGAUGGCCUCCGCUGGGCUCGUAUACGAUCGUAAGGUCGUCUCUGAAGAGCGAUCUCGAAGUAGUCCAAAUAUAGCAACGUUUUGA